This is a messenger RNA of Misgurnus anguillicaudatus (oriental weatherfish), 2223 nucleotides long. It is a transcript of the gene plpp7a, whose product is annotated as phospholipid phosphatase 7a (inactive). Gene Ontology annotation, cellular component: nuclear envelope. Gene Ontology annotation, molecular function: sphingosine-1-phosphate phosphatase activity. The record is from RefSeq and is a predicted model, not a curated record. Lineage: Eukaryota; Metazoa; Chordata; Actinopteri; Cypriniformes; Cobitidae.
ACUUGGAGUCAGACACGAUCGGGGAAUGGACUUGCUAGACUCACUCUCGUUGUGAACAACAGGACACUAAAACACAUUUAGACUGAAAAACUCCUCAGAAAAAGCAAGAUGCCCGCGAACCAGACUCGAUCCAGGGUGAGGGAGCGUAACAACGUGCUGAACCGACCGGAGUUCAUGUCCCUAAACCAGCCUUUAAAGAACGCUAGCGCUGAAGCGCGCGGCGGCGGCGCGCGGAGGAUGUCGCAGCAGAGACCACAACCAUGCCAACGCCAGCAGAGUGAGAACGCACAGCAAGAGUCCACCGAGAAUAAUAAAAAGGAGUUGCCAGAAGAAGACUGCAUGCAGUUGAACCCAUCGUUUAAAGGAAUUGCUAUGAACUCCCUUCUGGCCAUAGAUAUCUGCAUGUCCAAGAGGUUCGGCGUGUGCGCGCACAAGACAUCGUCGUGGGGGAGCGUGCGCUCUAUGGUUAAUCUGCUCGCGCUCACCGGCCAUGGCAUUCCGUGGAUUUUCGGUACACUUGUGUGUCUCACGAGGAGCAACACACUGGCGGGUCAAGAGGUUUUGGUCAAUUUGCUGUUAGCUCUUUUGCUGGAUGUGAUGACUGUAGCAGGCAUGCAGAAGCUAGUUAAGCGCAAAGGGCCCUGGGAAAUGGCACCCAGUUUCCUUGACUACCUGGCCAUGGACAUGUAUUCUUUCCCAGCAGCCCAUGCAAGCAGAGCAGCCAUGGUAUCUAAAUUCCUGUUAGCACACUUGGUGCUUGCAGUUCCUCUGCGUAUUUUGCUGGUGCUGUGGGCGGUCCUCGUCGGCACAUCUCGUGUGCUGCUGGGUCGACAUCAUCUGACAGAUGUUGGAUGCGGCUUUGCCUUGGGAUUCCUCCAUUACAGUUUAGUGGAGAGGGUGUGGUUGUCUUCUAGCACUUGCCAGACUAUUAUCUCCAUAGGUACAUUUAACUGGAGCCCCUUUUACUGACCUUUGCGUGUUAUCUAAUAGAUUUCCAAUGUCUUUGCAUCUUUUUUUCUGUUAAGUGCCCUCAAUCUAAAUUGAAAAAAAAAAACAUCAGCAGCAUUAUUUGUAUUUAAACAUAAAUCGGCACAUAUCUAUAGGUCUAAUUUUACAUUUUAUUUUCCUACUUGUGCCAAAGUAAUACAAAAUGUUAGGAAAAGCACAUUUUCCCACCUAUUAUGCCAAUUUUUCUCAGGUGUGUCCUGAAUCUGUGUACCCCACGGAUCAUUUAUUAUGGUGGGAGAAAAAGCGUGCUGUUUUCGUGUCUGUACCUUUAAAUGCAAAUGAGCUACUGCUUCUCACUCCCUUACCAAAAUAGACAAGUGAGUGCUUUCAUUUUAAAUAGAUCUGAUUCCUGUGAACAGUCUGAGACAAUAGCAUCUCACUAUUGAUAUAUGGCGGACAGCUACAACUCGCUGAUGGUAAUUCAAGACUGUCAGUUAGUGUUGUGGGCGGGGCUUUAUCAGUGUGAUGUCACAUUAACAAGAGAAUCAAAAUGGCAUGUCUAAUAAGACAUGGGAAUUAAAAAAAGAAGGUGUGGGGUGGUUGUGUUCACACUUGUCAAAACACAUUUAUGUCCAAACAUACAUUUUGCAUAAUAGGUGCCUUUGCAUAAAAGGGAUGCUGAUGUAAGUAUACUUACUGCUUAUAUUGAUAAAGGCCAAAUCAGUAUGUGUAAUAUGUUUGUGAUAGACGAUAAUGGAUUUUAUUGAUCACAGUCUGAGAACAUUUGCUCAGGGACUUUCUCAAGCAGCAUCAAAAAUUAUGUCAGAUUUCUAUUUUCUUGGAAUUGUAUGUCAAUUUGAGAUUUUAUACAAUGCAUUUGAGAUGUUUUGAAUGAUCAUGGAUGAUCAUGGACUGUUUUGAAACUGUUUGAACUGCACUGGUUGUCCGGAGUUUAAAUUAAGUUAUUAAUAUCAUGUUAUUCUGUGACGUGUCAGAUGUACAUUGAUAAAAUUACUUCAGUAUUUAUACUGAGCAUUUCAAGCACACGUUUCACUUUUACAAGAAUAGGUUCUUUGUAUAAAAUUGUAUGUUUUAUAUCCAAAUUCUGCAAUCCCCAGGUGUGUCAUUUUGUAUGAUUUCCACAGUAUAGGCCUUUCAUAAACAAGAAUCAGGUGAAUUAAUGAGAUGCAUAAUGAGAUGUCUUCUACUGCUGUACAAACUCAAAAAUGGCAUAAAACUAUGACAAAAAAAUAAAUAAAAAAGUUGUUCAUCUUC